This is a messenger RNA of Trematosphaeria pertusa, 228 nucleotides long. RefSeq lists its product as uncharacterized. The record is from RefSeq and is a predicted model, not a curated record. Lineage: Eukaryota; Fungi; Ascomycota; Dothideomycetes; Pleosporales; Trematosphaeriaceae. The transcript is spliced from 3 exons. The coding region runs from base 1 to 228 and encodes 75 amino acids.
AUGCCGCAAUACGAGGAAGGCCAGACCGUCCGUUACAAGGCCAUCGGCCCCAACUCCAACACCGCCGAGAGCACAGGCAUCAUCAAGAAGGUGGCCACUGAGCCAACCACCCUUGCCCACCGCAAAGUCGAUGCGUCCGAGGAGCGGCCCCGCUAUGAAAUUGAAAAUUCCAACACCGGCAAAACCGCCGCUAUCUACGAGGAGAACAUUCUUCGCGUUGCGAAGUAG